UGGGCCUUUACCAUUUUCAGCAGGCAGCAUCUUACAGCAGCCAUGUGGAAAAUACCAAGGAGGUUUUCACUCACUGUAAGUCUCACUUUGCAUUGUGCCUUUAUUUCUGCAGGGGCUUGUAGUGAUUGGAGGAUGCUCAAUGCAUUAAAUUGAAUGUUUACAGGUCGUCUUAAAACAUAUAACACACUUUAAAUGAUUAAUGAAAUGGCCUGCCAGUGUGGUUUACAGGUAUGUGCUGUGGAGUUCACAGAUAACUGGGCUAGUGAUAGAUCUUGAUGAUCUUUUCAAGGGUAGAUUGUGUUGCUUUCCCAAGGAUCCACUGGAGGAUGUUGAGACUUGGAGUGAGUCUGUGGACAAAGUCCUCGGUUGUAAAGCCGGACAGAUGGCUUUCCGGGAGUUCCUGAAGUCCGAGUACAGUGAGGAGAACAUACUGUUUUGGCUCGCCUGUGAGGAGUACAAAAAAAUCAAGACGGACCCGGAGAUGAUCUCAUCUGCCAACAGGAUCUACUCAGAGUUUGUCCAAACAGAAGCACCCAGACAGAUCAACAUAGAUUGCGGUACCAGAGAAAAUAUAACAAAGAACAUCUCCCAGCCGACCCUGACUUCGUUUGAUACAGCACAGAAGCUCAUCUACAGUCUGAUGGCCAGGGAUUGCUACCCACGGUUCCUAAAAUCUGACAUCUAUCAGGGACUCCUGAGGAGAACCGAUUCAAGGUGACUGUUUUAAAACUGACAGCCUCUCAGAUGGAGGCUGGCGAAAUCUUCUCCCCGACUCUGAUCUGCUGUAGCACUCUUUGAUUUCAGUGUGGAUAACGGGUUUAUGCCAUACCAUCCAUAUCCUAGGUGUAGCAGAAAUAGCUUUUCUCAGCCUGCGUGAUUCAGUAGACAGUUACAGCUCAAGAGAAUUUGUGGCUUGUAAUAUACUUUAUCUCUUUAAUUAUGUUAAGGUGAAAAAAAAAAUCUUGUUCACAUAAUUCUUCUGUGAUUAUCUGUUUUAUUUCCACCAACCCAUGAAGUUAGAAAUUAGAAAGAAUUCUCUAAUUGUAAAGUAUUAUCAACACUUUAUCUAAUUGA
This is a messenger RNA of Seriola aureovittata, 1074 nucleotides long. RefSeq names its product regulator of G-protein signaling 21-like. NCBI's taxonomy places the organism in Eukaryota, Metazoa, Chordata, Actinopteri, Carangiformes, Carangidae. The record is from RefSeq and is a predicted model, not a curated record. Bases 200 to 718 code for a protein of 172 amino acids. The transcript has 3 exons.